GAGGCAAACCCUUGGCCAAACUUCACCAAAAGACUUUGUUUAAUUUCCAUAAAGCUCAAACAAACCCAAAGAUAACCCUAGCAAGAUAAGAUGGGAAGGGGAAAGAUUGUGAUCCGAAGAAUUGAUAACUCAUCAAGUAGGCAAGUGACUUUCUCUAAGAGAAGGAAUGGAUUGUUGAAGAAAGCUAAGGAGUUGGCUAUCCUCUGUGAUGCACAAGUUGGAUUGAUCAUUUUCUCAAGUACAGAAAAGCUCUAUGAAUUUUCUAACACAAGUAUGAAAUCAGUUGUUGAACGAUACAAUAAAACGAAAGACGAGCAUCACCAAUUGCAAAAUCCAGUUUCAGAACUGAAGCUUUGGCAGAAAGAGGCAGCAAUAUUGCGGCAACAGUUACAGGAACUGCAACAAAAUCAUAGGCAAGUCAUGGGGGAACAGCUCUAUGGGUUGACUAUUAAGGACCUUCAAAAUCUGGAGAAUCGACUAGAAACGAGCAUAAGAGGCAUCCGUAUGAAAAAGGAGCAAAUAUUACAUGAUGAGAUUCAAGAGCUAUCUCUGAAGGGGAGCCUAAUGCAUCAAGAAAAUUUGGAACUCUUCCACAAGGCUUUUGGUACAAGGGAUGCAAAUGAAGUGAAUGGAAACAGCAGUACUCCAUAUUACUUCACAGUUAGUAGGGAAGUGAAUGCCCCCAUCCAUCUGCAGUUAAGCCAGUCUGAGCCACACAAUUGUGAGACUCCUGCAAGAGUAGUAUCUAACCAAAGGUAAAAGUCAAUGCCAAAAAUAAAGGCAAAUGACUGAAAAGUUAGAACUACUCAGCAGCAUACAGAAAAAGCCAACAAAAGUUAUACUGGGGUUUCAGUGAUUAAAUAUUGUGUUGUUGUCAUGUAGUAACAAAGCGAGAUCAUAAUUAUGAUGUAUUGUACUAUAUAUGUUACUCAUACUAAAUGGAAUUAUAUGUAAAAUCCUUGCUGCAAUACAUUUCAAGCAUUUGAUGCUUUAUACUAAUAGAACAGGCGA
Molecule: messenger RNA, 1011 nt
Organism: Nicotiana tabacum (common tobacco)
Lineage: Eukaryota; Viridiplantae; Streptophyta; Magnoliopsida; Solanales; Solanaceae
Source: RefSeq, a predicted model, not a curated record